This is a messenger RNA of Gryllus bimaculatus (two-spotted cricket), 1447 nucleotides long. The record is from the annotation of a GenBank genome assembly. NCBI's taxonomy places the organism in Eukaryota, Metazoa, Arthropoda, Insecta, Orthoptera, Gryllidae.
AAUAUGAUCUUGUUUGCGUGGAAAUAUCGUAACUAGCGAUAUCUAUUAUCGAAUACUGCAUAGACAGAAAAUGAACUCUUCCAAAUAGUUUUAAUUAUUGUCGGUAGAUGUCAGGUAGUUAAAUCACUAGAUUACACCAACUUAAAGAAUAAUUUUUAAUAUAUUUGUCUUUCGUGUUUUGGAUUUUCGGUAAUUAAUAUUUUUAUGUUCAUAUAAUGGGAUAUAUAUAGAGUUCUAAGUACUGUAUUUCUGACACGUUACUACUGACAAAGGCUCAUUGACAUUGUCGUCAUAUUGGACAUCACUGUGAGCUAGUUGGUCAUUUUCCUUUCAAUUGACAAUUGAAAUACGACUUGCGCCUGUGCCAACCUAUAUUAGCCUACAAGUUCUGUGGCCCGUUCUGUGAGAGGUCAUUAAUUACGAAUUGACGUUGUUUUAGAAAAAUUAAUUGUGAAAUGGUAUCCUUUUUCAAUAGCUUGUAGAUUUUUUAAUUAUAUUGUACAGGAAGAAGUGUAUUUGAAACCACAAAAUGAUAAUUUCCCGAGGUUCCAAUUUGUUGAGAACAGUUCUGAUGAAGCGGGGACUGACUUCUCCCGCGAUUAGCCGUAAUAGUCAUAAUUGGGUUUAUCGAGUAGCUGCUGAAACUCCACCCAAGAGUUCCUUUCUUGUAGCUGAAAUAGUGGGUGGAUUUAUGUGGUGGUGGAUUUUGUGGCAUCUUUGGCAUGAACCAGAACAUAUCACGGGAGAAUUUCCGUAUCCGGAUCCCAGUAAGUGGACUGAUGAAGAAUUGGGGAUCCCUGAAGAUGACGAUGAGUUGGGUCUUAUAAACUCCGAAUAAUAGUGAUUAUUAUGUGGUGCAAAUUAUUUGUGAAUAAAUAGCGUGUAUAAACUAGUGUUAUAAAAUAAAAACUUAUUACUAUAGUUUGUACUAAUAAUGCUUUUAACGUGUGGUCCUUCUAAUAUUGUAAUCUGUUGAAAACCUACACAGAGGGGAGAGAAAACUAGUUAUGACUCAUGGGUCCUAGUUCAUGAAAUUAACCUUAGGCAGACUCUUUUUCAUUCUAAUAGUGUUUCUUCUUUUCAAAAUGAAGAUUUUUUUAUGUCGACUCAACACACUGUCAAAAAUGUGAUAAUGAAGAAUUGUCAUUACAUUUUAAAACUUAAACAAUUAUUCUACAAUUCUAAUUUUAUUGGAUUAUUUAAAUUGUGACGCUCAUAUUCAUUUAUGGUAGUCGUGUCAUAGAAGCAGCGGCAAUGGUGUAAUGGUAAGCGUAUCAAGACUUAUACCCAAGAUGACAGUUUCAAACCCGAUUGACGCUGUGGAUUUUUAAGGGUGGAAAAUCCUUCGUGCGCCUUCCUUCUGGUGGAAAGUAAGGCUGUCCCGUGUUUGUAGAUUUACUUGCAUGUAAAAGAUCCUCAAGCCUAAAUGACGCCUCUGAGCUAAAUC